AUGGAUGACGAUGAUGACUACGGAUUUGAAUACGAAGACGAAAACCCGUCGGAACCGGAUGUUGAUUUGGAAAAUCAGUACUACACUGCCAAAGGCGCAAAGACCGACGGAAACAACAAAGAAGCCCUUGCGAAUUUCGAAAAGGUGCUCGAGCUAGAGGAAGAAAAGGGAGAAUGGGGCUUCAAAGCGCUGAAGCAAAUGAUCAAACUGUGUUUUGCGCAGGGCGAUUAUGAAGCCGUGAUGACGCACUACAAGCGCAUGCUGACCUAUAUAAAGUCGGCGGUGACGAAGAAUUAUUCCGAGAAGUCGAUCAAUUCGAUCCUUGAUCAUAUUUCGACCUCAAAGCAGCCGGAUUUAUUGCAACGCUUUUAUGAGACAACUUUGGAGGCUCUGAAGGAUUCGAAAAAUGAUCGUCUCUGGUUCAAGACGAACACCAAGCUGGGAAAGCUGUAUUUUGACAUGCGCGAGUAUGGAUAUCUGGAGAAAGUUAUUCGCCAGCUUCGAAAUUCUUGUCAGACCGAGGACGGUGAAGAUGUACAGAAUAAGGGCACUCAACUCUUGGAGGUCUACGCGCUGGAGAUCCAGAUGUAUACAGAACAAAAGAAUAACAAGGCGCUGAAAUCGCUUUACGAACAAAGUCUUCAUGUGAAAUCGGCGAUUCCGCAUCCGCUCAUUAUGGGGACAAUUCGAGAAUGCGGUGGUAAAAUGCAUUUGCGCGAAGGUCAAUUCGAGAAGGCCCAUACCGACUUCUUCGAGGCAUUUAAGAAUUACGAUGAAUCUGGGUCGCCCCGUCGCACGGCUUGUCUAAAGUAUGUUGUCCUGGCCAACAUGCUCAUCAAGAGCGACAUCAACCCGUUUGAUUCCCAGGAGGCCAAGCCUUUCAAGAAUGAGCCGGAUAUCGUUGCGAUGACGAACAUGGUUGCGGCAUAUCAGAAAAACGAUAUUGACGCUUUUGAGACGAUUCUCAGGAGCAACCACGAUGCAAUCAUGGCCGACCCGUUCAUCCGUGAACAUAUCGAAGAGCUGCUGACGAAUAUUCGUACUCAAGUUCUGCUCCGCCUCAUCCGCCCCUACACCCGCGUUCACCUCGCCUAUCUAUCGCAAGAGCUGCGCAUCGAUUUGGACGAAGUUCGAAAGCUGUUGAUAGAAACGAUUCUUGAUGAAAACCUUGGCGCCCGAAUUGACGAGGUGCAAUGUCUGCUGAUAUUGCCGCGAAACGGUCUCCUCCAAUCAUCCACUUCAUUCACACCCGCCCUCGCCGUCAAUGCCCUCAAAAAUUGUGCCCAAGAAUUGGAACGACUCGAGGCGUCGAUUUCCCAGAAUAUCCAU
Molecule: messenger RNA, 1329 nt
Organism: Mesorhabditis spiculigera
Lineage: Eukaryota; Metazoa; Nematoda; Chromadorea; Rhabditida; Rhabditidae
Source: the annotation of a GenBank genome assembly